Choloepus didactylus (southern two-toed sloth) is the source of this 1314-nucleotide messenger RNA. Its product is annotated as glutathione S-transferase A1-like. NCBI's taxonomy places the organism in Eukaryota, Metazoa, Chordata, Mammalia, Pilosa, Megalonychidae. The transcript is spliced from 7 exons. Gene Ontology annotation, molecular function: glutathione transferase activity. The record is from RefSeq and is a predicted model, not a curated record. The coding region runs from base 167 to 838 and encodes 223 amino acids. Gene Ontology annotation, cellular component: cytosol; extracellular exosome. Gene Ontology annotation, biological process: glutathione metabolic process; xenobiotic metabolic process.
GGCUAUUUGCUACCGGACCCACCCACAGGGAGAGAGAGCACUGUUGCAAUAUUAAAGCAGCUGACAAGCACAUCAGGAGUUGGCACUGAGGAACGUAGCUGAGCAGCAGCUUUAGCAGCAGCUUCAACUUGAAUUAGGUUUCAAGAAAACCAAGAGAUCUGCCAUCAUGGCUGGGAAGCCCAUGCUUCACUACUUCAAUGGACGUGGCAGAAUGGAGUCCAUCCGGUGGCUUCUGGCUGCAGCUGGAGUGGAGUUUGAAGAAAAAUUCAUAGAAACUGCAGAAGACUUGGAAAAGUUAAAAAAUAGUGGGAAUUUGAUGUUCCGGCAAGUCCCAAUGGUUGAAAUUGAUGGGAUGAAUCUGGUGCAGACCAGAGCCAUCCUCAACUACAUUUCCUCCAAAUACAACCUCUAUGGCAAGGACACAAAGGAGAGAGCUCUGAUUGAUAUGUAUGUAGAAGGUGUGGCAGAUUGGAGUGAAAUGCUCCUUGUUUUGCCAUUGUGUCCACCUGAGCAAAAAGAUGGAAAGAUUGCCCUGAUCAAGGAGAAAACAACAAACUGUUAUCUUCCUGCCUUUGAAAAGGUGUUAAAGAGCCACGGACAAGACUACCUGGUUGGCAACAAGCUGAGCAGGGCUGACAUCCAGUUGGUUGAACUUCUCUACUACGUGGAAGAGUUUGAUGCCAGCCUUCUGGCCGGCUUCCCUCUGGUGAAGGCCCUGAAAACCCGAAUCAGCAACCUCCCCACCGUGAAGAAGUUUCUGCAGCCUGGCAGCCAGAGGAAGCCUCCUGUGGAUGAGAAAAGUCUAGUGGAAAUAAAGAAGAUUUUCGGUAUUAAAUAAAGUGUCAUGGAUGCCUGGCACAUGCAGGAGAAAUCAGAAAUUUUGCAAAUAUUGAAUGUUUACCAAAACAUUGGUCCUGGCUAUUGUGGGGCUAAUUAACUUCAAAAUUACAUACUCUGAUUAAGUAAUAAUGCUCCCAUUGGGCAGAUUUUGUUACAAUUUAUUUCCUUUUGAAAUGUGAAAUCAACAUUCCAAUUUCCUCCUAACUCAUCUCUUUCUUGGAAUUGAAAAUUAAAUUAAAUUAAAGGAAAAUGUAGAUUAUGUGCUCCUUUUCUCUUUAAGAAUUAUCAUAUAACAUCUGGCAUAUAGCCUAUCAAAGAGUCAAGUGUAGAAAUUCACAUCGGACACUCACAGUUAUACGCACAGAAAUAGUUCCUUGUGUGUUUUGAUACCUAUCUGGGUAAUGGUUUAUAGACAUUUUCUUCUUUUCUUGGACAGACAUCUUCCUUCAGAAAAUAAAACUUUUUUCAUAUGCA